AUGGAGAAGCUAUCACUGCCACCAUUAAGGGACCACUGCGUCAGAGUGAAGAUGCUAGCAGCUCCAGUCAACCCGGCGGACUUGAACAUGAUUCAAGGGACAUACCCAAUUCUCCUGCCACUCCCUGCGGUGGGAGGGAACGAGGGAGUGGGGGAGGUGAUGGAGGUGGGAAGAGGGGUGACAGGUUUUAGGCCUGGUGACUGGGUCGUUCCUACAGAUGCUGGCUUUGGCACAUGGAGGACAGAGGCUGUGUGUGGAGCUGAUGAUCUCAUCCAGGUGCCAAAGGACAUUUCUCUUCUUUCUGCUGCCACCAUCUGGGUGAACCCCUGCACAGCAUACCGCAUGUUACAUGACUUUCAACACCUCCAACCAGGGUCCACAGUCAUCCAGAAUGGGGCGAACAGUGCGGUGGGGCAGGCAGUGAUACAAAUCGCUGCAGCUCUGGGAGUGAAAACCAUUAACAUCAUCAGAGACAGGCCCAAGCGUGAGGAGCUGGUGCAGGAGCUCCGGAGGCUGGGAGCAGACUUUGUCAUCACUGAGGAGGAGCUGCAGAGGGAAGGACUAGACCGUGUUUUCCAGGAGGUUCCAAGACCCAAACUGGGUUUAAACUGCAUCGGCGGAAUCAGUGGAGGACUAGUACUGUCUCAGCUCAAUGAUGGGGCGACAUUAGUGACUUAUGGAGGCAUGGCCAAAAAACCUCUCCAGGUUCCAGCUAAAUCCCUCAUUUUCAAAAACAUCACCUUUCAAGGUUUCUGGAUGACCCAGUGGAAGAGACAACACAGGAAAGAUGUGCGUCGGCUGAAUUCCAUGUUGACGGUGCUUUGCGAACUUGUGAGGUCCGGCCGCCUCACCCCUCCGAAAUGUGUCCAACUGCCAUUUCCACAAUAUAGCCAGGCACUGAACGCCACACUACAGUCCCAUCAGCGCAAACAUGUAUUACUAAUGUAA
Molecule: messenger RNA, 948 nt
Organism: Chanos chanos (milkfish)
Lineage: Eukaryota; Metazoa; Chordata; Actinopteri; Gonorynchiformes; Chanidae
Product: enoyl-[acyl-carrier-protein] reductase, mitochondrial
Exons: 9
Coding region: 1-948 (315 amino acids)
Biological process (GO): fatty acid metabolic process
Cellular component (GO): mitochondrion
Molecular function (GO): oxidoreductase activity
Source: RefSeq, a predicted model, not a curated record